AUUAGGUUUUAAAUUAUCACUUGUUAGAAUACUUCAAAUUUAAGUCAAAAUUUGGAUUAUAUUCCAUGUCCAAGUUGGCUCUGGCAGCAAAUAUUUUAACAUGUUCCCCACGCUGGCAUUUGAUCAACGCCAAAAGAGUUCCUGUCGGUCGUGUUGCUCAAAAAGCUGCUCAUCUAAUUUUAGGAAAGCAUAAACCUAUAUACCAUCCUGCCCUUGACAUUGGCGAUUGCGUUGUUGUAAUAAAUAGCAAUCUAGUUGGGUUUUGUGGAAAGAAAUGGAAAGAAAAAAAAUAUUACAAGCAUAGUGGCUAUCCGGGUGGCCUUCAAGUUUGGACGGCAGAGCAACUCCACGAAAAGAAGCCCACCGAAUUGAUUCGCAAAGCUGUGUGGGGGAUGCUCCCUUCGAACGCACUUCGUUACAAGAUGAUGAAAAGACUAUUUAUUUUUAUAGACGACAAACAUCCUUUUGAGCAAAAUAUUGAUUCCAAAGUUCAUUUAGAACAGAAAGCUAAUGCGACAUACUCUCCUAAAAUUGUAAAAGCGAAGCUGGCUAACUUGUCGUGGGACGAUAUAAAUGAAGAUGGAAGCAUUUUUUAA
Molecule: messenger RNA, 596 nt
Organism: Zophobas morio
Lineage: Eukaryota; Metazoa; Arthropoda; Insecta; Coleoptera; Tenebrionidae
Product: large ribosomal subunit protein uL13-like
Exons: 4
Coding region: 66-596 (176 amino acids)
Biological process (GO): translation; negative regulation of translation
Cellular component (GO): mitochondrial large ribosomal subunit; ribosome
Molecular function (GO): structural constituent of ribosome; mRNA binding
Source: RefSeq, a predicted model, not a curated record